Penicillium mononematosum is the source of this 225-nucleotide messenger RNA. RefSeq lists its product as uncharacterized. Bases 1 to 225 code for a protein of 74 amino acids. The record is from RefSeq and is a predicted model, not a curated record. The transcript has a single exon. Lineage: Eukaryota; Fungi; Ascomycota; Eurotiomycetes; Eurotiales; Aspergillaceae.
AUGGCCGCCACACCCAUCGCUCCCACCACAUUCGGAUCUUCGAACAGUGCUGGCAGACAUGUGGAGUUGACCCUUGCGAAUUCCGUCGCUCAAGUUGGUACUCAGACAACGCAGUUCCAAAUCAUCGUGUUCGAAAUGCAUUUGGAUGUCAGCGGACUUUCUGAAAUCCACGAAUGGCUCUCAAACCAGAUCAUGCAUGUUGAGGCCAACACAGCCCCAGCUUAA